Leptosia nina is the source of this 582-nucleotide messenger RNA. The record is from the annotation of a GenBank genome assembly. NCBI's taxonomy places the organism in Eukaryota, Metazoa, Arthropoda, Insecta, Lepidoptera, Pieridae.
AUGCGAGUCCAGUUAUUCAGCGAUGUCGAAUCAGGAGCAUACGCUCAAAAACUGCUAGAAAUUGGUGAAGUCCACCUUAACACCGACCAAGAAGGUAUGGUUCUUUUCACACAGCAAUUUUGUCAUGCUGUGGAGACAGAAAACGAACUUACUGAACAAGUUUUUCCGAAUCUGCAACAAAAUAUUCUUGACGAAAAUUGGUUGUGUGAAAGGACCAUAUUGGCACCAAAAAAUGAGACUGUUGCGAAAAUAAAUAAAAAAAUCUUGGCCGAAAUAAACAGCGAUACAUCAGUUUAUAAUUCCAUUGACACAGUUAUGUCAUCCGAUGACACUACAAGUUAUCCCGUAGAGUUCCUAAACUCUUUAGAGUUGUCCGGGGUGCCAUCACACAAUUUGGAAUUAAAGGUUGGUGUACCAGUUUUGUUAAUGCGUAACCUGGAUGCGCCAAGAUUAUGCAACGGUACUCGGUUGCGAGUUACCGAAUUAGGAAGGCCUCUCGUCUGCUUAAAACGUAGAUCUGCGCUCGAAAAAUGUUUACCCUUACAUGCCUUGGACGUGUAUCUGCGUCAAAACGUACCAUAA